This is a messenger RNA of Acipenser ruthenus (sterlet), 2533 nucleotides long. RefSeq lists its product as uncharacterized. Gene Ontology annotation, biological process: positive regulation of DNA-templated transcription. NCBI's taxonomy places the organism in Eukaryota, Metazoa, Chordata, Actinopteri, Acipenseriformes, Acipenseridae. Gene Ontology annotation, cellular component: nuclear body. The transcript is spliced from 5 exons. The record is from RefSeq and is a predicted model, not a curated record. The coding region runs from base 935 to 2323 and encodes 462 amino acids.
CAGGAGGCGGGUUCUGAAUCCGACUCGGAUAUCGAGAAGGUGGUUCUGGGGCUCGACAGCGAAGGAGAGGCGGAGGAGGGGAGAGACGCCGCCGGGGGGAGCUGCCUUCGCCAGUCGCGCUGCACCUUUCCAGGUAGCGAUGAUAUUAAUACCUGGCAUGUUAACCCCUUUGGUGCCGGAGCAGCUCUGAAGCAGGCGAUGCUGCUGUAUAUGACAGCGCAGCCCGAAUUUAAAACGCCAGGCGGAUUUAUUCACUGGAGAUCAUGACAGCGCAUUGCUUUCUAUUACCAUCUAAUCUAGACAUUUUAAAUGUUCAAACAGAUAUAUAUAUAUAUAUUAUAAUUACAGCGAAUGUCUGAGUUCAUAGGGAAAGCCACGCCCAUCUCUCCUCUUACUGGCUGCGUAUCUGCGUUCCAUUCUGACGUCACAACAGCGCGCUGCAAAUCUUCCUCGGCGGCUCUGGUAGCAAAACCACCCUAAGAAAUUAAAACAUGAGAAACGGAUCUGUGAAAUAGUGUUUAAUACAUUCGCUACUCGAGAUGCAAAGGCGUGCAUUGUGAGGAUCUGCACUGGGAUCCUCCCCGCAGUACACCGUGCAGCUACAGCGAUGCGCAGAUGAGAGAGAUUGAUUGUAAAUGCAGUCUGGCGCUAGCUGGAGUAACUGGAGGUUUGCAAUGCGUGAGAUACGUUUUAAAAAUACAAAACGACAGCUAUGGAUGCUGUGUAUUGCACGUCGUUACAGUGUUAACAUGCGCCCUACCGGUACGUACUAUUAAUAAUAAUAAUAAUGAUAAUAAUGUAUCACUAUUUCGUGUCUGUGUUCCAGUGUGACGUGGUAUUCCCUAAGCACUAAAACGACGUCAUACUUUGCUUUUUAAUUGUUAUUAUUAUUAAAUUCAGAUGUCUUUUAUAUAUUCUGUUUUUUUCGUGUUGCAUGAACCCCGUGACUUCUGAAUCACAUUCAAUGCCCGGCUUAAGAAGUCGUGACCAGCUACCGGCUCUGAACUCACAGACAGCCCUAAAUAAUAAUAAUAAUAAUAAUAAUAAUAAUAAUACUACCGCUGGUAAAGGCGCGCUGCAGAUGGACUGCACGACGAUCAAACAGGAGAAUUUAGAAUCAGAAUGCGUUGACUUCCAUAAAGGGGAGGUCUGCCGCGAUUUCGAUGAGCCGAUAGAAAAGCGAAUUAAGGAGGAGCAGCAGGAGGAGGGUUCGGACCCGGGUGACGUGUACGAGGAUGACGUCACUGCCGGACUGAACAUCAUUUCUGUGAAACAAGAAGACCCGGUACCGGUGGAUUCGAUCCAAAUCGUGAGGGAGGCGGUCCAGCACCUGCCGGCUUUGAACUGGGCUGUGCAUGAUAGCGCCGUUAACAACCGCAACGACACGCUGACAGCCUGGACCGUUUCCACGUCAACGCCUAGCGCGGACGGGAGGCUUGUGAACGCGGCGUGCCUCAGCGGAGGCGGAGCCGCGGCCCCCCCCCUCUCCGGCGGCCCUGGGUUCGGACCAGUGGACCACGCCCCCCCCCGUAAGAUCGCUGCUCCCUGGGAUCACGAUGACAUCACAGCUCUGAUCUCGGUGUGGGGUCAGGAGCGCUUCCAGGCGGAGCUGAGCGAGACGUUCCGGAACAUCCAGGUGUUCGAGCGCAUCGCUGCGGCCCUGCGGCGCAUGGGGGUCCAGCGCAGCGCCGUGCAGUGCCGGGGCAAGAUCAAGAAACUGAAACAGGAGCACAAGCGCUGCAAAGAGAGCCUGGCCAGGGGGGGCAGCGAGCACAGAGCCUUCCAACACUACCAGCAGCUGGAGCGCGUCCUGAACCGCAGGAGAGCCCCGCGGGAGCCAGCCGGGGUGCAGGGGAGGGGCCCCGGGGCGGAGGAGGAGGAGGAGGAGGAGGAGACGACGCGGGACAGCUUCUUCAUGAGUGACCCCGCUGGCGGGCCCCCCCUGGAACCCCAGGCCCCCCCACUCUCCAUCCUGGGGCCCCCCCCGGAGCCCGGGACCCCCACAGCCCUGGAAGAAGCACCCAGCUCCAGCACGGCAGAGGCAGCUGCUCCCACGCCCAUGGCGCCCCCAAAGUCCCAGCGCAGGCGGAAGCGACGCGGUGCUGAGAAGACCACGCUGAAGGAGCUGCUGGAGUACCUGCGCGAGUCCGAUGAGAAGCUGCUCGCCCUGCAGGCGGAGUUCAUGGCUGCGGAGAGGGAGGAGAGGCAGAGGGACCGCGAGGCCGCCUCCCAUGACCACGCCCUGAUCUGCGGCGCGCUGCACAGGCUGGCAGAGGCGUACAGCGGAUACCUGCCGUCGCACAAGGAGAUAGAGCUGGACUGAGGGGCGGGGCCGGGCUGAAACUGAAUAUAUGCUGCAGUUUGAACAGUUGUUCAUAUUUUUUUUUUAUUUUUUGGUCGUGCUUUCUUUUCUUUUUUUAAUGUAUAGUGUAAAAAAAUCUAUUAUCAUAAAUGUAUCGGCCGUUUUUCUUUAUGUAUAUUCUGUAUAACAAAUGUGUCUAAUGCUCUGCUAGAAUUAAAACUAAGGGUUGGA